AACAACCAUAAAAACAUGAAUAAAAGUGUAAACAUUAUAGUUUUUUGACUACAAUGUUUAGUAGUAGUCAAUGAAACACACAUCUCAGUCUCUUCCAAGUUUUCCAAGUUUAAAUGCUGCACUUUCCCCGCCUAUUUUCCUAAUGAAGUGAAUGUGGGGGGAGCAGAGUUGGGCUGGCUUUUAGACAUCUGACUGUAUUUGGAGUUGUUAGACUUGCAGAUAAGUUUUUUCCUGCUCUUCUUCAACUGGUGCUGCUCAGACCGCAACCUGCAUCCUCACACUCAGCCCUGAGCUGCAGGAUGGCUGCGCUCCCAACGCGCUGGCUCUUAUGGAUGUGUGUUUUCACAUUUGCAGGGAAAACGGCAGCAAGCGGUUCAAACGUGUGCACCUCCAGGGGAGCCAGCACAUGCAAGCAAUGUCUGGCUGUGCACCCCAGCUGUUCUUGGUGCUUCCAGGAGGACUUUGGUCAUGGAGUUGCCAGCUCGUCACGCUGCGACCUGAAGAAAAACCUGAUCGCUGCGGGUUGUGAAGCAUCCGGUCUGGAGUCUCCGACCAGCAGACUCCAAGUGAUCGAGGACCGGCCGCUGAGCAACAAGGCGGCCGGAGCGACCCAAGAUGUCACCCAGAUAAAGCCGCAGAAACUGCAUAUCACUCUCAGGCCAGAUGAUGCAAAGCGCUUCACAGUGAAAGUGCGGCAGGUAGAAGACUACCCAGUUGACCUUUACUACCUCAUGGACCUGUCCUACUCGAUGAACGAUGACCUUUUCCGCCUGAGGACGCUGGGCCGCGGUCUGGCCGAAGAAAUGAACCGAACCACCAGCAACCUGCGCAUGGGCUUCGGGGCUUUUGUGGACAAGCCGCUGUCGCCGUACAUGUACAUCUCACCUGAGGCGGCCGUGAGAAACCCCUGCUACAGCAUUAAUACCACCUGUCUGCCCCAGUUCGGCUACAAACACGUGCUGUCUUUGACGGAGGAAGUGAGCCGCUUCACGGAGGAGGUGAAGAAGCAGAUGGUGUCCAGGAACCGAGACGCCCCGGAGGGAGGAUUCGAUGCAAUCAUCCAGGCUGCUGUGUGCAAGGAGCAGAUCGGCUGGCGUCCAGGUGCUUCCCACCUCCUGAUUUUCACCUCCGAUGCCAAAACCCAUGUGGCUCUGGAUGGACGACUCGCUGGAAUCGUGCAUCCCAACGAUGGACAGUGCCACCUGAACGCUGACAAUAUGUACAGCAUGUCCACCACUAUGGAUUAUCCGUCACUUGCUUUGAUCACAGAGAAAAUGUCAGAGAACAACAUCAACCUCAUCUUUGCAGUCACCAACCCUGUGGUGCCCCUCUACCAGAACUACAGUGAGCUUAUUCCUGGCACCACAGUGGGAACAUUGUCCAACGACUCCGGAAACGUCAUCCAGCUCAUCCUAAAAGCCUACGCUAAAAUUCGCUCUAAAGUGGAGCUGGAGCUUCUAGGCGUCCCAGAGGAGCUGUCCUUGUCCUUUAAUGCCACCUGUCUGAACGGAGAGCUCAUCCCCGGCCUCAAAUCCUGCUCCGGCCUCAAAAUAGGAGACACGGUGUCGUUCAGCGUAGAGGCCCGCGCUCGAGGCUGUCCCAGACAAAAAAAGAAGACCUUCAUCAUCAAACCAGUUGGCUUCAAGGACUCUCUCACCAUCACUGUCACCUUUGAGUGUGACUGUAAAUGCCAGAGCAAAGCCCAGCUAAACAGCCCCAAAUGUAGCAACGGGAACGGUACCUACGAGUGCGGCAUGUGCCUGUGCCACCCAGGCAGGUUGGGGCCGUACUGCGAGUGCGCAGAGGGCGACUACAACCCCAUGGAGCAGGACCGCUGCAGCGGCCCAGCGGGAUCCGGAGGACCCGUCUGCAGCGGCCGCGGCGACUGCGUGUGCGGCCAGUGUGUGUGCCACAGCAGCGACUUCGGAAAGGUGUGGGGGAAGCUGUGUGAGUGUGAUGACUUCAACUGCCUGCGAUACAAAGGAGAGCUGUGCUCAGGCCAUGGAGUGUGUAACUGCGGUUUCUGCCAGUGUGCGCCAGACUGGCAGGGUGAGAACUGUAACUGCUCCCGACGCACGGACACCUGCAUGUCCAACCUGGGUCUGCUCUGCAGCGGCAGGGGCCAGUGCGUCUGUGGGGUCUGCGAGUGCACCCAGCCGGGGGCCUACGGGGCCACAUGUGACAAGUGCCCCACCUGCCCAGACGCUUGUACCAUGAAGAAGGAAUGCGUGGAGUGUAAACAUUUCAAAAGGGGAAAGCUGCAUGACGAUAACACCUGCAGUCGAAUCUGCAAGGAUGAGAUUGUACUUGUGGAUGAAAUAGUUCUCCAUGACACGAACGCGGUAAACUGCUCGUAUAAAGACGAAAACGACUGCGUGGAGCAUUUCCAGUACUAUGAGGACGCCAGCGGCAAAUCCAUCCUGUUUGUGGUCAAAGAGCCGGACUGCCCCAAGGGUCCGGACAUUUUGGUGGUGCUCCUGUCGGUGGCGGGAGCCAUUUUGUUCCUCGGCCUGGCCGCUCUGCUGAUCUGGAAGCUGCUGGUUACCAUCCACGACAGGCGGGAGUUUGCCAAAUUCGAGGAGGAGCGCGCUCGGGCCAAGUGGGACACGGGGCACAAUCCUCUUUAUAAAGGAGCAACGUCUACCUUUACAAACAUCACAUACAGAGGAAAAGACUGAUGCUACUGAGUAAAGAGUAGAGGAUGAAAUACUGGACUUUUUGAGAGAAAGUGGCAAGUCAUGUGCAGCCUUCUACUGUCACAAAACAAUAAUGUGUGUGUAAAUAUGUAGAAAUUUUUCUGAGGAAGCAUUUUUACUAGUCUUUCAUAUCUCACUGAUGAAAAUAGUUGUUUUGUAUGAUUUACAAUUAAUUUUGUUGCUUAGACCAGAAUAAAGUCUUGCUUCCCCCUCAUGUCUUUCCAAUAUAAA
Messenger RNA from Xiphophorus hellerii (green swordtail), 2927 nucleotides. It is a transcript of the gene itgb3b, whose product is annotated as integrin beta 3b. The record is from RefSeq and is a predicted model, not a curated record. Gene Ontology annotation, molecular function: integrin binding; fibrinogen binding; fibronectin binding. Gene Ontology annotation, cellular component: cell surface; focal adhesion; integrin complex. NCBI's taxonomy places the organism in Eukaryota, Metazoa, Chordata, Actinopteri, Cyprinodontiformes, Poeciliidae. Gene Ontology annotation, biological process: platelet aggregation; integrin-mediated signaling pathway; cell adhesion mediated by integrin. The transcript has 15 exons. The coding region runs from base 300 to 2678 and encodes 792 amino acids.